This is a messenger RNA of Blumeria graminis f. sp. triticale, 909 nucleotides long. Lineage: Eukaryota; Fungi; Ascomycota; Leotiomycetes; Helotiales; Erysiphaceae. The record is from the annotation of a GenBank genome assembly.
AUGAAGCACAGCGUACCGUGGGAUAAGAAUCCCUUUCCCAGAGAUAGCAAGCAUGGUGCCGGACGGUCAGUCUCAAUAUCCAGUCGAACCCCCAGCAUUUUUUCUACCACCCCAGAACUAUCAACGGCCAUGAUUAGUGCAGAAACUGAAGUAUACACCUACAAUACCGAAGACGAGCCUCGAAGAGCUUCAUAUUACUCGGGAUCAAUUUCUUCCAAAAAAUUACCUGUUGGCGGAGAUGCUACCAAAAUGCACGGAGACAAUCCUCUACACAUUCCUUUGUGGAAAAAUACAGAGCAAACCGAAGAUAGUUCUACUAGUGAAAAAAAAGCAUCUAAAAAGAACCGAAAAUCCGGUCCGGAGUCUAUGAUAUUUUCACAGUCCAACUUUCUAUCAAAAGCUACUACGUCAAUACUAACAUCACUUAAGUCUCCACUCCGAAAAAAGUCCCAUGAUAGUAUUCCUAUUUCUUCCCCAAUGCUCGACAAAAAUGAUCCUCACAACAAUUUCUACGGCCCACGCAAUCCCUCGAUGCCUUCCAGUCCAGCGAGAACCCUCAAAGAACCAGCAUUUCCAGUCACGUCGCGGAAGAAUUCGAAAAAUCUUGAUCCCGCCGAUGCGCUUCCACUACGAAGCUUUGAAUCUUAUUCUAAUCCAUCAAGCCCCCACACUCAGUUAGCCUUUGCGGAAAACUCCAAUCAGCUUGGUCUUCCCCGUAGCGGAGACUUUGACGCGGUUAGUAGUGCUGGAAGUGCUGGCUCCACUGUAUAUUCACCCUACCUGCCCACCACGCACACCACACCCGUCACGCCAAGAAUGAUGAGCCGAAGUGAAAUUAAGGCACAGAAGAAACUAGAAGCCAAAAAGCCCAUCACGGAUAUGGUCCAGCGUGACGAAGAUAUGUGGUAA